This is a messenger RNA of Neurospora tetraspora, 1562 nucleotides long. Its product is annotated as Malate/L-lactate dehydrogenase. The transcript is spliced from 2 exons. The record is from RefSeq and is a predicted model, not a curated record. NCBI's taxonomy places the organism in Eukaryota, Fungi, Ascomycota, Sordariomycetes, Sordariales, Sordariaceae. The coding region runs from base 368 to 1453 and encodes 361 amino acids. Gene Ontology annotation, molecular function: oxidoreductase activity.
CUUUCUUACCGAGUCGAACGGGACGAAAUACCAUUUCAACUAUUCGCUUGCUUGCGUAGAUCUUUAUUCUGAAGAGAAAAGAACCGAACGGAAGACAUCCAUUAACAUCCUCAGCAGCAACGUCAAGUUGUCAACGCAUUCUGCAAAGCCGGAGUAUAGACAGCUUCCGAUGCCAUCCGGUUGCUUCCUAGUCUCCUAGCUCCCGUCCACUAUUGAUACCUGAAUCCCACCAAAAAGCCUCCCCCGCAUUCCUCUUAUCGAUACACAAACAUCCAUCCAUCUCUAGAGGCACCUGACCACCUCACCACUGGCACCACCUUCCACGAUCAAGCACCCCCGCCAGUCAAGCGUUAACCCCUCCACAACCAUGGCGACAACAACAGAAACCCCCAACCUAGUCCGCGUCAACCACGGCGAUGCCAAAGCCUUCGCCAUCGCCCUCCUAACCGCCUCCGGCGUGUCCGCCCGGAACGCCGAAAUCACCGCCUCCGGGCUCGUCCAAGCCGACCUGCGCGGCGUCGAAAGCCACGGCAUCCUGCGGCUGCCCUCGUACCUCUCGCGCGUACGCAACGGGGUUUUGGACCCGGCCGCCGAGCCCACGCUGACGCAGAUCACGCCGGUAGUCGCCCAGGUGGAGGGACACAAUGGCUUCGGCUUCCCCGCCGCGCACCUGGGCAUGGACACGGCCAUCGCCAUGGCGCGCGUGUUUGGGAUCGGCAUGGUGAGCGUCAAGCACAGCAACCACUUUGGCAUGUCGGCUUGGAUUGUGAAGCAGGCUGUGGAUGCGGACAUGAUGAGUUUGGUGUUCACCAAUUCGUCGCCUGCCCUCCCGGUUUGGGGUGGGCGGGAGAAGAUGAUGGGAGUAAGCCCGAUUGCGUGCGGUGCGCCGGGUGGGAAGGGUGAGGGGUCGAAGCCGUUUAUCCUGGAUAUGGCGCCUUCGGUCGCGGCGAGGGGCAAGAUUUAUAAGGCGCUGAGGAGGGGGGAGAAGAUACCGACUGACUGGGCGUUGGAUGGGGAGGGAAAACAGACUGAUGAUCCGGCCAAGGCCCUGGAGGGCGUGAUGCUGCCCAUGGGCGGGCCGAAGGGGUCGGCGCUGGCUAUCAUGAUGGAUGUCUUCUCCGGCGUGCUUUCUGGUUCGGCGUUUGCUGGAGGUGUGACGGGGCCGUACGACAUGUCUAAACCGGGAGACGUUGGGCAUUUCUUUGUGGCAAUCAAGCCGGACUUGUUCAUGAGUCUGGACGAGUUUAGGGAACGCAUGGACGUUCUAUACCAGAAAGUGGUGAACUCUGAGAAGAUGCAUGGCGUUGACAGGAUUUACUUCCCGGGCGAAAUUGAGCAGCUGAAUGAGGAGCAGAGACUGAAAGAUGGCAUACCAUAUGUCAAGGAAGAAAUCGAUGCUCUGAAUGCAGAGGCCGUAAAGUUGGGCGUGGAGAAGAUCCCAUUGAGAGAGUAGAGCUUCAUAUUGCGUUAUCUGCACCUUUGGAGGUAAAAUACGCCCAGUCCUUGGUCUGAACCAAGGGUGUUCGGGUUAACGAAGUUGCAGGCGAUAACACGCCAAUAGU